AUGUUCAACGACACUGAUGAGCCACCGAUGAAGCGUCAGAAGACUGCGUCAGCCGAACAGUCUCCUGUUGACAGCACUAUAUCAAGAUCUCCAAAGGCCUCUUGUAUGGGAGCCAACAUUGUCGAUGAGAGCAGCCCAAGUACGGGAGCUAGCCGCCUUACAGCACAGUCGCCAUCUCCCGUCGACAGUCACUCAACCUCGACGGCAGCCGCAUUGUCGACAGACCUACCAACCACGGCAUCGACACACGAUGAGUGCACAGAGCCUUCAAGCUUAUGUAAAGACUCCCCUCGACCCACCAAUUUCGCCCAACGUAUCUCUAAAGCCAGUCGAACAUGGACGCCACCAGCAGCAGCGUCCGGUCGACGACUUCCACCGAUCUCGAACUUCGCCCUGUUGAUGCAAACAGUCCCAAAGUCAUCAAAAGCAGUCAAUGAGAAGAUGAUAUACUGCAUCUGCAAAACCAAGUCCAGUACCAUCAAUUUGGCGAAGUGCAUCCAGUGCUGCAACAUCAACUGCGGCAAAUGGUUCCACCUCAAGUGCGUCGAUCUACCGGAGUUUCCACAAGGCCGUUAUGGCUGGUCGUGCGAAGAGUGCGACCCUGACGACAAGCAUAACGGUUUAUUCGUUGAGGGCGGCCGUGUGGAUUAUCAUGGUGAGGACUACGAUGGGAGACAGCCGUAUUCGCUGUCGUUGCAACGGAGUUUGCGGAAGGGGGGUGUUAGCAAAGACAGCCGCAAACGAAAGGGGACUCUGCCGUCGUUGGAAUGGCGGCGGGCCAAGACGGAAUCUCGAUGUUGA
Molecule: messenger RNA, 801 nt
Organism: Baudoinia panamericana UAMH 10762
Lineage: Eukaryota; Fungi; Ascomycota; Dothideomycetes; Mycosphaerellales; Teratosphaeriaceae
Exons: 3
Coding region: 1-801 (266 amino acids)
Source: RefSeq, a predicted model, not a curated record